Messenger RNA from Ctenocephalides felis (cat flea), 760 nucleotides. RefSeq lists its product as uncharacterized. The record is from RefSeq and is a predicted model, not a curated record. NCBI's taxonomy places the organism in Eukaryota, Metazoa, Arthropoda, Insecta, Siphonaptera, Pulicidae. The transcript is spliced from 6 exons. Bases 287 to 760 code for a protein of 157 amino acids.
AUGCCCUACUAUAAUUGUCAAUACAAAGAGAAUUUGUGUUCAUAUUUAUACCACCCGUCGUCGAAGCCAUUUGUUGAUAUGUCAUUAAUACAAACAUUAAACGUUGCAUGUGUUUUAUAAGAAUAUUUUAGUGAAUUCAUUUUUGUCAUUGUUUAUAACAAGACAAAAGUGAGUUCGAAUUAAACAUGCGUCGCGUUUAUGAAGCAUCGAAGACGGUACAUAUAUUUGUGAAAAAGGUUUUGUUAGGUAAAGCUAGGUCAUUGAAGGUGCAAGUUUAGCAGCGAAGAUGAGGAGGCACAUAGAUAAUAACAAGGAGCCCGUGGAGCCCCCGGCUCCCAAAAUUACAAGAUCGGAUGUUUUCCCAACCUCUAAAGAGUUCGCUUUAAAGCUGUGUUUAAGAUCGAUAUCAAGAUCUACGGAGCAAAAGGAUUUAUAUGAAGCUCACAGAUUUCUAAUGGAAUAUCUCAGGCGACCAGACUACGCUGAAUUAAUUAAUAAUUAUAUUGAACUAACAGAUUUAAGCGAAAAGGAUUUACGAAAGAGAUUACGCCAAUCGAUUGUGUGUUUUUAUUUUUAUAAUGAUAGUCUUGAACAGGCUAUUGAUAUCCCAGUUACUAAUAUGUAUUUUAUCUCGCAAAUAGUUGUAUUUAUUGAUAUGAAAGCUUUAGAGUGGCAAACGUUCAAAAGUCGUAAAAAUAGAGCUAAUAGGAAAUGCGAAAAUUUACGAAUAGAUCAGCAUCAACAGUUCUAUCGUUGUUAA